GAGAUAAUGAUAUGUUGUUUCCACCAGAUGGAGAUCAUGUAUUACAAAUUAAUGGUGACGUUUACGGGAAUCCAUGAGCAUUUCCUGGUGCUGGCCAUUCUAUCUCGUAUCACUACCAAGGAACAUCUUAGCCUCUGUUGAUCAUUUUAAAAACAAAACCAUGACCAAACCAACCAAUGAUUUUCUCCAACCUCAGCUGCAAAGUGGCCAGGGCCUACACACCCAGGAGAGCGGUGAUGAUGGCCUCUCCUCCAACAUGAAGCACACGUUCAUUGAUCAUAACAAUGGAAGUGCGCCUCUGCCUGUAGCAGAUAAGGGCAGCUGUGUGAAACCAAUUCCUAAGGAGGAAAGAAGCACAGUUGUCCCGUGGUCGCACACCUCAGUGUCUGAGUAUGCUACUGGUCCAAAAACACACACUGUGUUUGCUGAAGAGGAGUUCCAAAAACCGCCCACCCAAGCUGUGACAGACAACAUCCCAGAAGAGGAAGCUGUCAAGAUCGUAUCCGGCAAGACAGCCAUUACAGAGGAGCAUGCAAAGGUAGAAGGAGAUGAAAGCUGCACUAAGAUGGACUCUGGGGAAAUCCCUGAAACACCCAAAGGUCAAACAGUGGUCGGCAGAGAAGGGAGAAGCAAGGGAAGAACUGCUCCAAUGCACUGGAAAGUGUUCCAGUGUUCCAGUGUUUUUCCCUUGUUACUACUUGUGAUUGCAUUCAUGGCUGUUGGUGUCUCUGAGGGCUCUUCUGCAGAUCAAGAUUGUAAAUGUAGAGACAUUCACCCCACCGCAGGCAAAUGCUAUACCUGCAAGGACAAGGACGGAUGCAGUAAAUUGAAGAAAAUAUAUGAUUCCCGGGUUUACCUUAAUCCCAAAGAGAUUUACCAAGGAGACAAUACAAAGUUUCCAAGAUGCUCUGAAAUCUCUCCACCUGGUGAUAACUGUACUGUGUGCCUGGACCUGUCUUCUUCCAUCAACAUCUUCUGCUCAGAGCACAUUGGAGAAAUAGACCUGGAAGGAAGCAAUGGAAUCAACAUUGGCACCUUCUCCUUAAAAUGUGUAAAGCUGCAGCCCCCUGGCUCAACCUCACAACCAAGUGUCUCACUGUCUAAUGUCUCACCAAAUCCAAAUGUGCAUGACAGCACACGUCGUGGAUUGAUUUCUAACUUUGGUGAACAUUCAACUGUGAAUGCACAUCUUGGAUUGAUUUGUAGCUUUGUGCUUUUUUUGAUCGUGUUGGCAGCGCUGGGGAUCUCCUAUCAUUGCUACAAAAAAAGAGGAUUUAAAUCGGUCAACAGUGGACUCUGAGGAAAGAGGAAGUGUGUGGACUGGAGGCCUUUCUGCUGCAACUCAUGAUGAUUUUAUUAUUAAUUUAGCUGUUGAUUGUUUUCUUAAUAAUGGUAGUCUUUAAAUACUCAAACCAUGUCAUCAAGUAGCUUGUUUUCUUCUUAAAAAUAACAAAUAGAUUAUCAAUAUAAAUGCUGAUAACUUCUCUGUCUUCUUGUAUAAAAACUGGCAGAGGUGGGAGAAGUAUACUCAGAUAUUGCACUUAAGUAAAAGUAGAAAUGCCAGAGUGUAGGAAUACUCAGUUACAAGUAAAAGUCCUGUAUUCAAAAUGUUACUCAAAUAAAACUAGAAAAGUAUAAGCAUCAAAAUAUACUUAAAGUACCAAAAGUAAAAGUAGCCUACUCAUUAUGCAGAUCGACCCAUUUCAUAAUGAUAUAUGUUUUGAAGUAGGAUACAAUGGAAAUACUCAAUUGAAGUACAAGUAUCUUAACGUGCAAUACUUGAGUAAAUGUACUUAGUGACUUCCCACCUCUGAAAACUGGUUUCAGUUGUACUUGCUGAUAGCAAUGUUGAAAUAAGAGAGCUUUUUGCAAAAAUGGCGUAAUGCACGUGUCUUAAUAAAAAUUGCUUUGAACAGCAAA
This is a messenger RNA of Gymnodraco acuticeps, 1920 nucleotides long. RefSeq lists its product as uncharacterized. The record is from RefSeq and is a predicted model, not a curated record. The coding region runs from base 74 to 1300 and encodes 408 amino acids. The transcript is spliced from 10 exons. NCBI's taxonomy places the organism in Eukaryota, Metazoa, Chordata, Actinopteri, Perciformes, Bathydraconidae.